This is a messenger RNA of Orbilia oligospora ATCC 24927, 486 nucleotides long. RefSeq lists its product as uncharacterized. The record is from RefSeq and is a predicted model, not a curated record. NCBI's taxonomy places the organism in Eukaryota, Fungi, Ascomycota, Orbiliomycetes, Orbiliales, Orbiliaceae. The coding region runs from base 1 to 486 and encodes 161 amino acids. The transcript has a single exon.
AUGAAAGUUUCCAUGCUCCUCCUCGCCGCAAGCGCAAUAGUCUCAAGCGCAUCGGAUGUCGGACUUGUACGUCCAUGGGAGGAUUUGGACGCCAUGGAAUAUGCCUCCGGAUCCCCAAAGUGGCACACUUACUCCAUUGAAGAGAUCAUGAAGAAAGUGGUAGACGAAGGGUUUGGCCAUCUUCCCUUGGUAGUUACUUGCACAUCUUACUUCUAUUGGGUAUCUGGCCGUGCGCCAAGGAUUACUACAGCACUCGUUUAUAAAUUUCCUUUUACUAUAAAACAUUGUCGGCUUUUUUGGUGUCACCCUGAGGGGCAGUGCGUAUUUCGUCUUGAUGGAGACGGAGGGACGCAAAACUGGAUGCAGAGGAAUUGGCGUCGUGCGGGUAGGUCAAAGGAGAUUUGUAAUGCGCCUGAAGGACAGGAAUGGAACAUUGAGAUGCCGGAUGGGUAUGUGCCGUGUGUAACCCCGUGGAACGAGGCAUAG